Messenger RNA from Synchiropus splendidus (mandarinfish), 2475 nucleotides. RefSeq names its product retinoid X receptor, gamma b (gene rxrgb). Gene Ontology annotation, molecular function: nuclear steroid receptor activity; nuclear receptor activity; retinoic acid-responsive element binding. The record is from RefSeq and is a predicted model, not a curated record. Gene Ontology annotation, biological process: retinoic acid receptor signaling pathway; positive regulation of transcription by RNA polymerase II; response to retinoic acid. NCBI's taxonomy places the organism in Eukaryota, Metazoa, Chordata, Actinopteri, Syngnathiformes, Callionymidae. The transcript is spliced from 10 exons. Bases 746 to 2140 code for a protein of 464 amino acids. Gene Ontology annotation, cellular component: nucleus; RNA polymerase II transcription regulator complex.
AAAAAUAUAAAUGAGUGUUGUUGAAUGUUAUAUUAACAGAAAAUUAGAAAAUAGAUUUGACCUUUUUUUCUAGUUUAUUUUUAAUUACAUUUAAUGACAUCUGAAGUUAAGCUUCUCUCCCCAGUCUAGCAAUCAUCUGCGAACAAACGCGCAAACGGUCCAAUGUCCAAAUGUUUUGCUUAACACAGUCAUCACUGAGCAGCUUUCAAUCUUUCAAUUGCAUAUUGGUCUGAAUAAAGUUCAUAUUAUAAACACUUGAGCUCAAGAUGAUUUACAUUGUAAUGUUUAAUAUCCAAAUACACAUAGCUUAAAGAGGCAGACUGAGAAAGGUUUUCUAGGUAAGAUGAAAUAUUUGAAGACAGUGGGUAAGCGGUGGUAUCAUAAAGGUCUAGGAACAACUCAAGCCCAUGUCCUUCUUGUUGUGGUCCCACAUUGUGUGGGCCCCCGUCCAUGUUUUCAGCCAACAGGACAGGCGUUUGUGCUCUCACGAUGGCUUGCUGGCAGCUGAUCUGAGCAGUUGGAUUGCAAACAGUUCUUGUGGGAUUGAUCUCCGGGGGGAGGAUAAUCUGGGUAAUCCUAUAACCACAUCUGAUGGACUCCGCCUCUUCAGCCGAACGUCGAUGCCCCCACCUUGUGCCUUUCCUGAAAAGUAGUGGAGUCGAGGAGUGUCUGUGUCAUUUUGUGGCACCCAAGUCUGACCCCUGAUCUGGUGUGUCUGGCUGCCCGCCAGUGGUGUGCUGAAAGCAUGUGGCACCCCAUGCCGUCACUGUCCACUGGAGGAAGUCCCGGAGGCGAGAUUGGUUGUGGUCACUACUCCAUGAGCACAGCCCAUCCGCACCUUCACGCACCGCCACCUCACAGCAUGGUGGGCCACCCGUCUGUCAUCAGCACUUCCAGGCACUUGCAGUCCCCCAUGUCCUCGUUGGGUUCGCCCAUGAAUGGCCUGACCUCACCUUACCCCGUCAUCUCCUCAUCUCUGGGCUCACCCCCAGUAUCGCUGCCGUCCACACCUAACAUGAACUUUGGAGCGCUCAGCAGCCCACAGAUGAAUUGCAUGAACAAUGUCAGCAGUUCAGAGGACAUCAAGCCACCGCCGGGUCUGCAGAACCUGGGGAACCUCAACUAUCAGUGUAUGAGCCCCGGGGGAAUGUCAAAGCACAUCUGUGCCAUUUGUGGCGACCGCUCCUCAGGGAAACACUACGGUGUGUACAGCUGUGAAGGAUGCAAGGGAUUCUUUAAGAGGACCGUCCGAAAAGACCUCACCUACACUUGUCGAGACAGCAAGGAGUGCCUGAUAGACAAGCGCCAGAGGAACCGCUGCCAAUACUGCCGCUACCAGAAGUGCCUCGCUAUGGGCAUGAAGAGGGAAGCUGUGCAGGAAGAGAGGCAACGUGGGAAGGAGCGAGGGGAAAAUGAGGUGGAGUCCACCAGCAGCUUCAACGAGGAGAUGCCGGUGGACAAAAUUCUGGAUGCUGAGUUGGCAGUUGAGCCGAAAACAGAGACCUAUACUGAAGGCAGCCCGGGGAACUCGACCAACGACCCUGUGACGAACAUCUGCCAAGCAGCAGACAAGCAGCUCUUCACUCUUGUGGAGUGGGCCAAGAGGAUUCCUCACUUCUCUGAACUGCCACUUGAUGACCAGGUCAUCCUUCUAAGAGCAGGCUGGAACGAACUUCUCAUCGCCUCCUUCUCUCAUCGCUCUGUGACGGUAAAAGACGGCAUCUUGUUGGCCACUGGUCUCCACGUACACAGAAGCAGCGCCCACAGUGCUGGCGUGGGCUCCAUAUUUGACAGAGUCCUGACUGAGUUAGUUUCCAAAAUGAAGGACAUGCAGAUGGAUAAGACGGAGCUCGGCUGUCUCCGUGCAAUCGUCCUUUUUAAUCCAGAUGCAAAGGGUCUCUCUAAUCCUCCGGAGGUCGAAGGCCUGAGAGAAAAGGUCUACGCCUCUUUAGAAUCAUACACCAAACAGAAAUAUCCAGACCAGCCCGGCAGAUUCGCCAAGCUGCUGCUGCGACUCCCUGCUCUGCGCUCUAUCGGCCUCAAGUGCCUGGAGCAUCUCUUCUUCUUCAAGCUCAUCGGAGACACGCCCAUCGACACCUUCCUGAUGGAGAUGCUGGAGGCCCCACACCAGAUCACAUGACCCCUGUCCUCCGCCCCCUCUCCCCUGUACAUACACCUGUGAUGUUAGCGCUAUGAAGAUGAAUUAAAAAAGACUUAAUUGACAUUGUAUUUUUUAUCACGGUUAAUUAAAGUGUUUAAAUAAUGUUAUUGUGAGGUCGUGGGGAGGUUCACUGUCGGAGUAAAUUCUAAUAGAAUUGUUAACACAUUACCCAUGUAAAUAGGCAAUUUCAGGUGUUUUAAACGCAACCCAAUGCAAAUCAUAUUUUAUUCAAAGAGGAAUUGUAUAAAAAAAAACAGAUGACAUCUGUAUUUCUUAAUACACUUGAGAAUUCUUGCAGAAUAAAUUUAUUUAAA